UCUAGUGGUAACAACAAUAUUUUUCUGUCUGAAGUGAUCAAGUAAGGUGUGGAGGCUGAUGUUCUGUUUGACUCACACUCAGUGACUGACAUUUAACAGUUUACAGUUAACUCAGUGACACUCAGUGUGUGUGUCUGUGCGUGUGUGUGCGUGUGUGUGUGCGCGUGUGUGCGUGUGUGUGCGUAUGUGCGUGUGUGUGUGUGCCUGUGAGUGUGUGUGCGUGUGCCUUUGGGCUUUUAGAUGUAAGCACCUGUAAAGUAGGGGUAUGGAAAACAGUAUUUAACUGUGUCAAUUUUGUUGCCCUGUAUGUUUAUUUGCUGCAUUUGCUUUAAUGUACAUGAAUGCUUUGGUUUUUUUUUUUUGAGCAUCUGAUAUGAUGUGGGACUAUGUGUAUAUCAUCCAAUCAAGUUUUUGUUUCACGAGUCAAUUGGAAGCAUCCGCCAAUGAAUGCAUGGGGGCGGGGCCGGAAAAAAAGAAGAAACCCGCGAACGGGGUGAGUCUUGGAGAAGUGCGCACGAGGGGCGAGCCGGAGAAAUUUAUAUAUAUAUAAAAAAAGGGAUUGUUUGAUAACGAAAAGGAACUCUAACUAUUUGAGUUAUAACAUUUUUCUGGACUCUAUAGACGUGUGGAGCCGGUCGCGAACAUCGCGGUCUCACCGGCGAACAGCGGAUGUUUCACGUACAUUGCAGCUUAUGCUAAUAUGCUAACAACGUUUAGCUACACAAGCUAGCUACACGAGUUUGAGCAUCGCGCUAAAACACGGAUUGUGAGUCACAUUUGGUGAACUGGAGUUUCGCGGGCAAAAGGAUACCACGAGACAUCGCUUCGGCCGUGAGGACGGACAUUUUGUGAAUCAGAGGACCGGGAAGUAGUGAGUGAGAAGCUAAAUAAUAGCCACUGAACACUUCAGCUUGGUGAGUUGUAUCACGUGCACCAACGGGCCCCAACGACAAGCGCUUUGAGAACUAUUACAUUUGUUGUUUUAUUGAUAACCUAAAAGUAUUGUUCUGCACGACCUUUUGUGUCAUUCGAAGGCCUUACGAACGAUAAGUUUGAUGUUUUGAUGUUUUAUAUUUUUUGGAAUUUAGCCUUGAUGCUGCAGUCUGAUUAUUGCAGGAGAUAAAUAAUAAACUCUUAUUUGUUUAUAUGUUGUUAUAACUGGGUGUAGUGGCAACUCAUUCGCACACACACACACACACACACACACACACCAAGUUUAGGAUAUAGUACAGCUACUGUAUUUUCAUGUUCUGGUGAUAUACAUUAAGCACUGCUCACUACCAGUAAGUGUAGUAAUCACCAGUGGAGGCACCGCACUACUGUAUAUUAAUAGAGUUUUUUCGUUAGUCACUUCAAGUACUAUUUCUGGGUUUUAUUGUAAUUCUACAUAAGUACAAGGAGAUCAGCCAGUUCACCAUUCCACCGCUGAGAAUCCAGACUCCUGCUGCGCCAUUAUGUAUAGUGUAGCUUAACCCUAAAUAACUAGCUAGUCAGGUAGUAUUCGCUAUGGGCCAUGAUUGCCUAUGUUUCAGGAGACAAUCGCGGGUGAAAAGGGGGUUACAUUUUGGAGGCACCGCUGGGAUAACUUUUCCCAUAGUACUUAAAACAAGUAAAAAAUUAACCUGUGAUUAGUGUUAUUUGUGUUUUAGCUAUUUUCAUCGGCAUAGAGACAUUAAUAUGGACCUCACUCAGGCUGUUGAGUGGAGUCGGGAGGAGAAUGUGGUCUUGACACACAGUGUUAUACUUAGCAAGGUACCGCUGGAUGUUAGUAAUGACACGGUGAGUCAUGUACUUGAUUCAGUUAAAGUUCUAGGUCGGACUCGGAUACGUGGUCGGCAUGGUGACAAGACGGGUAAGCAUUUAUUCAUCCUAGUGGAGACUAGUGCAGAGCUUGACCCUAGUUCUGUACCCCCAGAGGUAGGCAUCACAGGUGAAGUAGGGCCCUGGCCUGUUCAUCUGGUGAGCCACCUGCUGACUGCGAGUCCUGCCCCUGAAGGGGAGGGUUUUGAGGCUAAAUUGAUGGCAUUAUUACAACAAGAGGGAAAGUCUAUGGGAGAUGUGAGGGAUGUUGCUAUGGGUAUACAGCCUCCUCAGUUAGAUGUUAAUUUAGAAUAAGUAAAUGCGUUAGGUAAGCUUGUGGAUCGCUGCACCCAGCCGAUUGUUGAUGUGCCCAGCUACAGGAAGCUGAGGGUGUUCUCGGGCAUAAAGCCUGUCCCUACAGGCGAAGAGGAGUAUGAGGUUUGGAUGGAGCAGGCUACACAAAUGAUUAUGGAGUGGCAGUGCAAUGAUGCUGCUAAGAGGCAGCGCAUUGUAGAGAGUCACCUUAUGGCCUCAUUUCGUCAUACCUUCCAGCAGGAGGGGGAAAAGCUGUCUGUUUUUCUUUAUCGCUUGGAUAAACUGCUCCACCGUGCACUUCUGAGAGGGGGAGUGGAUGCCACUGGUUUGGAUCAGGCUCGCCUGGAGCAACUGUUCAAGGGCGCACUCACCAAUAACCUGGUGGCUUUGCGUGUACGAAUGAUGCACACUUUGAGAGAUCCCCCGUCUUUUUCUCAGCUCAUGCGAGAGGUGAGAGAGGAAGAGCAUUGGGUGAGUGUUAGAGAGAGUACAAAAGCCUCUGUUGCCACUGCGGCUGUUUCACAGGUGCCUAUGACUGCUGCUGUUGGGGCUUCCCAGGCAUCAUUGACUCGGGUAGCAUCUGAGGUAGACAGUUUAAGGCAAAAUAUUAAGGAGCUGACAACGCUAGUGUCGAAACUUUUGAGCACGGCUACGGGGACUCCUGCGGGUGUUGCACAGAACGCUGUGAGCCCCAUUCUAGAAAACCCUGCUACAGCUGUCUUUUCAGAGGCUGUUGCCCUUGACAGGGCUGGGCCUUCUGUUCCUUCUUUGGUAUCUGGCAUUUUCUGCUAUAAGUGUGGGGAAGACGGACACCUUAAGCGAGAUUGUACUCGCUCGGAGAACCUUCGCUUGAUUAAUAAGAAGCUGCUCAAAAGGACCCAGGGAAGGGUGCCGGGAAACUUUCCUGGAGCUCGGUGAAGGAACGGCAUCGAGCU
Molecule: messenger RNA, 3050 nt
Organism: Tachysurus fulvidraco (yellow catfish)
Lineage: Eukaryota; Metazoa; Chordata; Actinopteri; Siluriformes; Bagridae
Product: paraneoplastic antigen Ma3-like
Exons: 1
Coding region: 2245-3033 (262 amino acids)
Molecular function (GO): zinc ion binding; nucleic acid binding
Source: RefSeq, a predicted model, not a curated record